Messenger RNA from Schistosoma intercalatum, 1713 nucleotides. NCBI's taxonomy places the organism in Eukaryota, Metazoa, Platyhelminthes, Trematoda, Strigeidida, Schistosomatidae. The record is from the annotation of a GenBank genome assembly.
AUUUUUUGUCUAUCAACAUUAGGAAAGGAAUGAUAGCCUUGUUUUUUUGUCACAGGACCGAAACAAAUAAAUUACCGGAAUUGCCUGUUAUCGAUUUGUUUAGCUACACCAGAAGACAUGUACUGGUUUGUGCAGACUUUCGUAUUUGGCAAAAUUACCAGGAUGAACAUAGGCGUUCAAAUGGCUCAUCACACAAUUUUCAUCGUUGCAGUGCUGCUUUGUUGUGUCUGUUUGACAGUUUCAUCAAAUGGGAAAGUAUCCGUCAUUGAUCUACCUUACGUUUCCGGAGAAUGGUAUUGGAAACUGCGUUUCUUUUAUCCAGUCAGUGAAAGCGUGGAUGGAAAUGUUGGUGAACUACAGAACUAUACGUUUAUUCCGAAGACAACCUCAUCUAAUGUACAUACAAAUGAAACUAUAAAAUCAGAUAACCAACUAAUUAGUAUUAAUUUGGUUAUGUCCACAGAAGGUUCCAAACUACAGAAAUGUGUUUUGUUGUUAACAGUAGAGCAGGAUGAGGAAUACUUUGCAUGGACAAAUAUGACAUUAAUAUAUCAGUUCGCUGAGCCUUUAUCCACUUUAUCACAAUCUGAAUUACCUACUUCUGAAGCCAAAAUUUCUACUUCGUCUGAUCAAAAAUUUUUAACUCGUACUGAUGAAGUGUAUGUGUGUGAUACAGAAAUACCAAUUAAAUUUGGUCACAAUGUUGAGAUUGUCUUUAAUUCAAUGACAUUUCAAGCAUUUAAAGCUGAAGAAACAAUUAGACCAGAUCGCUUACGAGAAGUUUGUCCACGUGACUUCAAGAGUAAUAUACCAAUUACAGCGUUGACUGGAGUUUCAUUGCUUGUUGUGGUAGUACUUAUUGUUUCAGUAUUUGGAAUAAAUGCUUAUUUGGCUCAUCGUAAACGGAAGCAGCACUAAACGAAUUUGUUUUAUUUAUUGUACAUGAGUAACUUAUCUAAGUAAAUAUAGGCUUAUUGUAUCGUCUACAGAAUCCUUAUCAGUUUCACUGCUUUUCAAACAUUGAACUUUUAUGCACAUUGUCUACAGUUAUGCUGUUGAGCUUCACUGUUGUUAAUAAAUUUAUUGUAUGCAGUGCUCUUUAUUUGUGAUUAGCAGUUUUAGUUCUUAAUUUAGAAAAAAAAUUUAAUUAUAUAUUCAUUAUUUGUUAAUUUUUCAUGCCUUGGUGCAUGUACAUGAUCUUCAAUGUUUAUUGCACAUUAAUUUGUUGUAACAGAAGUGAAAUAUCUUUAGUGUUCCCUUAUUUUUACUCUCUCUCUCUUCAUAUAUAUAUGUGUGUAUAAUUUAAAGAAAAAAGAUAUGAGAUGAAGUAAAUGAAUGACUAUGAAGAGAAUCAAAUAUUUUUAUGGAUUAAUACUUUUGAUUUUUUUUAUUUAUUUUGUUCAACUACGAAAAAUCAAACUUCUGUCAUGUUUCAUAUUUAUUAUCCAUGUGAAUUAUUAUUGUUAAAGUUGUUAGUAUCUAUGUGAUUGUAAAGUUGUAAUAAACUUGUUAAAUUAAUUAUAUUACAGUAAUAUUAUUAAUGAAAAUAAUAAUUUAAUAAAUAUUCGAUUUUUUAAAAAAAAAGUUGUAUAGUCUACUAAAUGUUCAGUGGUUGUGCUUCGAAUUACUAUCAAAGAGCAUUGUAUUACACUGGCCAAUAUAAACUAACAUUUAUAGACCUUUAAACGAACGCACAUAAAUAUUAUUGUUUUU